This is a messenger RNA of Effrenium voratum, 3339 nucleotides long. The record is from the annotation of a GenBank genome assembly. NCBI's taxonomy places the organism in Eukaryota, Dinophyceae, Suessiales, Symbiodiniaceae.
AUGGCCAUGAUCCACAUGGAGAAGGAGAUCGCUCAGCGGGAGACACUCGCCGUCAAGAUUCCGGACUCGGACAAGUACGACUUCAGCCGGGAGGAGAAGACGGAUCCGCGGGACCCGAGGGCUCAGGGUCCUCCAUGCAAUGGGACUCACGAGCCGAUGCCGAUGGGCCGUGGCUCUCUCUCCGGGAAGAACGGACACGCGAUGUGGCUGACAUGCCAGAGGUGUCGCAUACGGCUGUCCUAUGUGCCGGCGAUUGGCGCUCAUGCCCGUUUCCGGCAAUCACCUCCCCUGGCCAAGGACGUGGAGGACAUCCUCAAGGAGAAGAUCAACGAAGCGGAGACCCAGCCGGAGAUCCUGAACACCGCCAACGUGGCGCUGGAUGGUGCGGAACGCAGUCUGAUGAAGAAGCUGGACGCCGUGAGAGCGCAGAAGGAGACGGCCUACCAGCGGUCCAAGAUGAACCUGUCCAAGAAGAUGGCCAAAAGGGUCGGGGAGGAGACCGCAGAGGAGGCCGCUCUGUUCAACGAGGCGGCCAACACGGUGGAGAUGGUCGAAGAGGCGAUGGCGGACGUGGAGUCCAUGCAUAUGAUGAAUUCAAAGCUGGUCUGGAACAAGCCCUGGGUGGGCUACUUUCGAUGGCACGAGAUGACCCAUGUCUUGUUCCUGGUAGAUGAGGCUUCGACCUUCGUACCCCACUUGUUCACCACGAAGGGCGAGUCGCGGAACGCAGCCGAGGUCGUGGAUGCGUUGGAAAGUACGGUGCGCUUCUUUGGGCACAGCACCCUGAGGUUGGAUCCCGAAGGAGCCUUUUCUCGACUACUUGAGUGGUGUGCGAAAAGGGAUGUGGAACUUUUGCCAUGCGCAGCUGAAGCUCAUUGGCAAAUUGGCACGGUGGAGCACAUGAUUGGAGUCAUCCGGAAGUCUCUGGAUCGCUUCAUGAGGUCCGAGGAGACAACGAUGUGGCAAGGUGUGAUGGCCAUGUGUGCCGCCCACAACGAGAACGGCAAGGUCGGUGGCUUCAGCCCCAAUCAGUGGGCACUUGGUCGUGAUCCUGGUUUGGAUUUGAAGUUGCAUGAAAGUGGCCGAGACGCUGCUCCUCUCCAUCUUAGCCAGCGAGAUCCUAAGGAUGAGUUGUCGAAGACGAUGGCUAUACGCAUGCGGGCGGAGGAGAGCUAUAAGCGGAUGGUGGCGCAGGAGGAAAUCAAUCGGGCAUGGAAUUCAAGGGCGAGAAGCAAUGAGGUUUACCUUCCUGGCUCUCUCGUCUACUACAAGAGGUUCAAGGCCCCCGCGCAAGCUGCGUCCCAUGAAGGAGCAGACGCAUCUCGGAAGAGAUUGGCAAAGUGGUAUGGCCCUGCUCGGGUACUAGCCACGGAGACGAAGCUCAUUGGCGAGGAGGCUACCCCCAGCCGGAUCAUCUGGAUAGUUGCGGCUGGGAGAUUGAAGAGGGUGUCUCCGGAUCAGCUUCGAAUGGCUUCACCCCGGGAGGUCAUGAUUGAAGAGGCCACGAGACCGGCAUCCUUUCCCUGGACCAUGCACGGCAUGUUGGAGCAGGUUGAAAAGGGCGAGUUCGACGACUACAAGGACCUGUAUCCGGAUGGAGGUUUAGAUGCUUCACGCAUGCUGAGGGACCCGACCUAUGCCCCGUCUUCCUCAAUUUCUACUGAGCUGUCGGGCAACAGGCAGUUCGCGGCUGCUCGCAAACGGCAUGGAGUGAACUUCGCCGAGCCCGUCGAUCAGUUCAUGGUUGAUAUCGGCUUGGAGGAGCAGUCCGGGAAUGGGGAGGCGAUGGUGUUCCUCUCGGUUGACCUUCCCGACAACGAGAAGGGCAUGAAGAAAUUCAGGAGAGACCCAGAAACCUGGGUCGCUCACAAGGUGAAGAAAUCGCCGGAGAUCAAGCUGCACAAGGUGUCUGCGGAGAAGCAGGAGGAGUUCAAGGCCGCGAAGGGCUUGGAGGUGACUCAAUGGAUUCAGAGUGCUGCAUGCCGGGCCGUGGAGAAGGGCAAGUACAUCCCCGCCGAUCGCAUCAUGAAGAUGCGGUGGGUUCUCACCGUGAAGUCCACGGGUCGGGCCAAGGCCCGGAUCGUGAUCGUUGGCUUCGCUGACCCUGACCUGGAGCGUCUUCCGAGGUCUUCACCCACGAUGACGAGGAGGACCCGGCAACUCAUGGCUGGCAUGGCGGUGAAAGGUUGGUCGCAGCUGAAGUGCGACGCCAAGAGCGCGUUCCUGCAAACAUCCCGGAACACCGAGGAGGAGCGCGAGAUCUAUGCGCUUCCGGUGCCCGAACUUGCGGAGGCGAUGAACGUGGAACAUCGCCAAGCGGUCCAAGUGCUUAAGAGCUGCUAUGGGCUUGUCAAUGCGCCCUAUCAGUGGUUCUGCGAGGUGAGAGACCGCAUCGUGUCUUUGGGUGGUCAGACCUUGAUCACGGAGCCGUGCUGCUGGCGAAUCAAGAACGAGGAGGCUGUCGUCAUUGGUUUGGUUGGAUCCCAUGUGGACGACUUCUACAUGGUGGGCGAUGAGCAGGCUGAUGGGUUUGAUCAUUGCGGGAUCUACAUGCAGCAGCUCUCCAACCGCGAGAUCACCAUGGAUCACAGCAAGUAUUGCUCCGGCAUCACGCAGGUUUCCUUCGAGGACCGGGAUGUGCACGACAAGGUGUAUUCUCAGCGGAUGCUCUGCCCGAAGUUCCAGAACCUUGGGUGCACUGCAGAAGAGACCAUGCUGGUGUGCUGGACGGACGCUGCGCUGGCGAGCCGUGCAGAUGGCGGAAGCACUGGCGGGUUCGUGGUGGCUUUGACGGCCCUGGAGAUGGCGCUGGGGCAGAGGGCACCCCUCACGCUGGAGUCCAUGAAGCUGAAGAGGGUGGCUCGGAGUUCCCUUGCGGCUGAAGUGCAGGCGUUCAGCGAAGGGGAGCAGGAGUUGAUGUGGUGCCGAGGCGGUGAAGAUGGGACGGACGCGAAGUCUUUGUACGACUCCGUGACCAAAGGCGAUGCUGCAACGAGUGGCAUGGGGUUGAGCGACAAGUACUCGGCCCUGGAGCUGAUGUCGGUGCGCGAGCGCAUUCAGGAGGGCCAAACGGUGAUCCGGUGGGUUCACAGCGGAGCUCAACUGGCGGACGCUCUGACCAAGCACCUGGUGAACAGCAGCUUGGUGAAGGCUCUCACGACAGGCGCCUGGACACUGGUGGAUGACCCUACGUUCACCAGCCUGAAGAAGCGAAGAGCCGGAGGUCUCAUGGAUGUGGAGAAGACCCCAGCUGAGCGGCGCAUAAUGCUUCCGAUCGGCACAGGGGAAGGAGUUUCCAGCCAGCAAGUGGAGGAUAACCAUGCUUUGGAUCACUGGUAA